AUGACAUCAGACCAUUCCACAAUGUUGGAAGUGGAGGCGGGGAAUAAGACGGGAGUCUAUUAUAUCACGGUAUCGAAUCUUCCUUUCAGCGCUCAGUGGAAGGAUCUCAAGGACUAUGUUCGGACAGUGUGCGAGGUUGACCAUGUCGAGGUUUUCAGUGCGAGCACGCACGCAUGGGUGAAGGUCAUAGGCUACGAACAGUACCGCAGAGCAUUCGGUGAGAACGAGAAGGAGCGUAUCUCAAUCCGAACCCAGGCCGACUCGGGAAAGAGCGAGAGCGGGUUCCUCGGGACGGCAGAGGAGCUGGUCACGGAUAGCCUUAACAUGGCAGUCCCAGUCCCAGGGCCUGGUAUCUCGUCGUCCGGGACUUAUAGCACUUCGGAGGAAGGCCAAGGACACUACAGCCACUACUAUGUCUUCUUCGUCCAAGGCAGCAUCACCUCAUAUGCCGGUGAUCGUCAACGGGUCAAGUAA
Parascedosporium putredinis is the source of this 474-nucleotide messenger RNA. Lineage: Eukaryota; Fungi; Ascomycota; Sordariomycetes; Microascales; Microascaceae. The record is from the annotation of a GenBank genome assembly.